This is a messenger RNA of Rhododendron vialii, 2807 nucleotides long. Its product is annotated as nuclear transcription factor Y subunit A-3-like. The record is from RefSeq and is a predicted model, not a curated record. Gene Ontology annotation, biological process: regulation of transcription by RNA polymerase II. The transcript has 5 exons. Gene Ontology annotation, molecular function: RNA polymerase II cis-regulatory region sequence-specific DNA binding; DNA-binding transcription factor activity, RNA polymerase II-specific. Gene Ontology annotation, cellular component: CCAAT-binding factor complex. Bases 1473 to 2507 code for a protein of 344 amino acids. Lineage: Eukaryota; Viridiplantae; Streptophyta; Magnoliopsida; Ericales; Ericaceae.
AAGAAAGAUACAUACAUACAUACAUGCAUACAGCGUAUAUGUGUAGAACUUCAUAGAGGGAAGAAACCUGGGGGGUUGUAGAGAGAGAAAGGGAGCAGGACUGUGGGGGGGUUUGAAGAAGGGAAACAUGCCCUACUCCAUUCCAACAUUUCCAUAACUCCUUACUAAAUCCAAAAGGUCUCUCUCACCUUACCUGCUGUUUUUUUUUCUUUUCUUUGGUUUUACCCUACAUGUAAUUUUUCCCAUUUGAAAGGACAUCUUCAAAGUAGUGGUCGAGAACUUCAAAUUAUAUUUGUGUUAUUAUAUCUGCUGGGUUCUGAUUUCUGGUAAUGAUUGGAGCUUGAUACGGUUAGGUGGUGGUUUUAGUUGUUGCUGGUGUUGAAAUCAGGUGGUUUCUGGUACUGGGUAACGGCUGCAUGUGUUGUUGAUUCCACAGUUUUUGCUGUUUUGAUUAUUCAAAUGUUUGCAUUUUCUGGAGACAUUCUUGGGUGUUUAUGAUUCAAAGGGUUUCCAGCCAUGGGCUUCUUGGGAGAGUCCUGGAAAACAGUUCUUGGCUAAUCCCCACAUGUUUUUAUUUUCUGCCUUCUUUAUACUCCUCUGAUUGAUGAAUAAAUGACUUUAAGGGUAGGUUUUGUGCUCAAUCUGAUUUUGCUUAGUGGAAUAUCCUUUAGUCUUUCUUCCUUCUACUUUCCUUGUCCUUGUCCUUUCCUUUUCUUUUCUUUUGGGGGUGCACUCUGUUCGAUUGUUCUGUUAUGUGAUUGGUUUAAUCUGCUGUUGUUUUCUGGCAAUUUUUCCAUUGGGGCACUGGUUAUUAGGUCCAUCAGGUGGUGGAGAAGAAUCCCUGAUUUGUUUGUGAUAGAGGAAAUAAGGAUAUGGAUACUAGUUAAGAGCGUUAAAUUAAUUUUUGAAUGCAUUUGGUGGUUAUUUCUUAAGUCUUUUGGCAAAUUGUUGUAUCUAUUUGUCAGAUCCGUUCAUCCUUGGUGGGGCCAAGGGAUGAAGCAGGUGAGCUGUGUGGAAAGGAUACUGAUGGAGAAAGCAAUUAGGGCCCGUUUGGUUCGCAUAGCUUGUAUUUCUUACAGCCAAGAAUAAGAAAAUCAUUUGCCUACCAGUUGCUUAUUCUCUUACUCUGUGUCUUGAUCUUCUUUGAAAGCAAUUAAGCAACCCAACUCCACCAUAAGCAACAGGCAAACAAGCAUGUGAACCAAACCUGCCCUUAGUUUCAACUACGUGAAUGCCACAAGUCAAUUUUUAUUAAAGGUUCAAGUGUUUUUGUUACUCUUGCGUUUCUGUAACUUUUUUCUCUUAAUUGAUAGUAAAACAUUAGAUUGCUUGUAUGUUGCCUUUGUUUGCUAAUUUAGCAAUACUUCAAUAACUGGAUUGCCGCCAAACCACACUUGGGAUUUCUGUUUUCUUGUGAGUAGGUUAUAUAAAAACAGUGGAAGUCACCGUGUAGCCAUUUACCACCCAGAAGAAUGCAGGAUUACUAUAAGAAAGAUUGCGAUCUUAGUUCUGCCCAUUCAAUGGCUCCACGUGUUGCUGGUUGUGCAUCUUGGUGGACUUCUGCUGCAUCUCAAGUCGAACAAUCGUCUCUAUCAAAAAAUUUAAGCUUGAACAUUGCGACCCCCAAUCAACAUGGUCACAUGGCAAAGCAAAUGGGAUUUCAAUUUCAUGACCAGGACUCAUCCUCAACUCAAUCAACUGGUCAAUCCUACCAUGGAGUGGCUAGUGUAGAAGACAGCAACCAUUGCGGACAAAGCAUAUUCUCAACGCAAUUAGGACAUAAUGAAACUCAGGGGAAGCUUGAAGUGGGUCAAGUCAAGUCAGAUGUAUCGAUGGGAACUGAGGAAUGUCUUCUGCCUCCUUCACAUGUUGGUUAUAGACAAUCAUUCGCUUGCAUUCCACUUUCAUACACGGAUCCUUACUAUAAUGGAUUACUAGCUGCUUAUGGGCCACAGGCUAUGAUUCAUUCUCCCCAAAUGGUGGGGAUGGCAAAUGCUCGUGUUCCACUUCCCCUUGAUCUGCCCCAGGAUGAGCCCAUUUAUGUUAAUGCAAAGCAGUACCGAGCAAUUCUGAGGCGAAGGCAGUACCGUGCAAAGCUUGAAGCUCAAAACAAACUUUCAAAAGCCCGAAAGCCUUAUCUCCAUGAGUCCCGCCAUCUACAUGCAUUAAAGAGAACUAGAGGAUCUGGUGGACGAUUUCUUAACACAAAGAAACUCCAAGAUUGCAAUUCUAAUGAUGGCAUGACCAAUGGACAUGACAAAUCGGGCUCAAACCGACUCUCUUUGACCUCUAUGUCAGAAUCUGAAGUUCACCCGCCUGACAACUACAAAGAUGGUGCUUCGACAACCUCUUGUUCCGACAUCACGAGUGCCUCCAACAGUAACAGUUUCUCCCAUCAGCACGAGUUCACUUUCUCCCUCUACCCUCCUUGCAUUGGUGGGGCCAUGCAAAGUGGCGGGUUCAAUUCGCGUGGCGUCAACCAGCCUUAUCUCUCUGCCCACCUGUGAGAGAUGGAAGGCAACAUUUGAAUCAGCUGUUCAUGUUCAUCAAAUAGGGAAGUCAUCCUUGGCUAUGUUUGCUCUGUGUUUGCUUGCUUUUGUGGUGUUUUAUUUAGUUCUUGUUCUAUGGGUUAGCUGGAAAACAUGAUAUGUGAAGGUUUUAAGUUUGUUAUUGGUGAUUGGGGACAACGUAGAUACAUUGCUCUCAUGUGUCCUAAUUUCUGGUUCGGCUUUUGAAUGUAAGGUGUGUGUAAGACCUCGCCAUGAUUAUUUGCUUUGAUCACGAAGUUGAAGACUUUGAGAACCGAA